AUGGGGGCGGCCGAGGUGGGCGGCAGCGGCAGCGUCGCGGCGCCUUCAGAGGCAGGCGGCGGCAUGCCCACAGCGGCGCGCGUGGUGGGCGGCAGCAAUGCGCCAAAGGUGGCACAUAUGGCGUGCUUCAGCGGCGCGCCCACAGCGGCGCGCGUGGCGGCUGGCGGCGAUGCACCACAGGUGGCACACAUGGCAGGCUUCGGCGGUGCGCCUACAGCGGCACGCAUGACGGGCGGUGGCGAUGUGCCACAGGUGGCACAUAUGGCGAGUUUCGGCGGCUCGCCCACAGCGGCGUGCAUGGUGGGCGGUGGCGAUGCGCCACAGGUGGCACACCUGGUGGGCGGAGGUGGCGUGGCGCCUUCAGCAGCGUAUGCGGUGGUCGGCUGGGGCGCACCCCCCAUGGUGGGCGGUGGCGCGGUGCCUUCAGCGACGCGCAUGACAUGUGUAGGUGGCGCGCCCACAGUGGCGCGCGCGGCGGCGUCGUGGGCGGCGUGA
This is a messenger RNA of Bacillus rossius redtenbacheri, 495 nucleotides long. Its product is annotated as skin secretory protein xP2-like. The transcript has a single exon. The record is from RefSeq and is a predicted model, not a curated record. NCBI's taxonomy places the organism in Eukaryota, Metazoa, Arthropoda, Insecta, Phasmatodea, Bacillidae. The coding region runs from base 1 to 495 and encodes 164 amino acids.